Messenger RNA from Xiphias gladius (swordfish), 4004 nucleotides. It is a transcript of the gene tlnrd1, whose product is annotated as talin rod domain containing 1. The transcript has a single exon. The record is from RefSeq and is a predicted model, not a curated record. Lineage: Eukaryota; Metazoa; Chordata; Actinopteri; Istiophoriformes; Xiphiidae. Bases 1693 to 2757 code for a protein of 354 amino acids. Gene Ontology annotation, molecular function: actin binding.
UCACUUGACGCAGCAGGGAUGUCUCAUGGCAGAGCAGCAGCUAGUCCUGAAACUAAAAGCAGUCGUAAAACUCCUCGGAGCUCGUUGGCUACCGUGUAGCCAGAAUUGUCCCCCGCGACGUCGGUUAUGUGAAGUAACAGCCAGUUGACAGACAUGGUGGAAAGUUAAUUCUAAGCAAAAGGCUACUUGUGUUGUUCCGUUCCUACAACUUUGCUCAGUCCAGCAGCCGUUCAGCCGCGACCACACCCUCCUUGCUUCCUCAUAGUACUCUAGCGGGAGCGCGCAGCACGACUUUGAAUCUCUGGGAAUAACGGCCGCUUCUUCCAGCUACGUUUACGGUUUCGUGACCGUGGAAUCUGCCAGAACAAGUGAGUUAAAUGUUCAAAGACCACCGACCGGCAUGGAUAUGAGAAGCGACUCCCCACAGAGGAUAUGCGGGGCUACACACUCUCUGGUCCCGAGUUAAGACGCGGAGGAGGAGGUGGAGGGCGGAUAGACGGACGAUGUAUAUGGAGUCGAAGCGACCGGAGCAACUGCUAGCUUCUAACCCAGGGCUCUGUUUGAAAAAGAAGAGGUUGAAAGUGGAUUGAGGGGUUUGUGUUUUUGGGCAGUCGCCCUUUCGGUGGAUUUUACUUGGGAGGACUCAUGAAACGAUGGUGCUGGAGGGAAACACAAGUCUUCCCGCUAUCCAGAAGAGCUGCCCGGGUGUUGCCCCGUUUGUAUCCAGCAUGAGUACGCCAGGCCGGUCAAACUCAUUGGGAACAAGUCGGACAAGAUCUCGGUGCUGUGUCAGGCUACUUGCUCCGAUGCGAGUGGACUCAAAAUGAUAUUCUAUUGAUUACAGGCAAAAAAAAAAAAAAGACUUAAAAGGCAUCUACUAAACGUUGAGGUUAUGUUUUCUUGGCUGCAGUCAUAAAAGACCCCAAGAAAAGACAUCUAACGAUACAGAAAUAGCACAGAGGCAGUUCAACAGAUUUAAUUCCAAUUGGGAAUGUGUUCUUUUGACAUUAUUUUCAUACUUCUCCACCUGCACUUUGCCUUUUAGAAGGCACCUUGGUGGCACUGCAGCUUGUGUGUGAUUUAUUUUUUAAUUCAGAAACCUGUGAAUCUAUUCCAAAAAAACCUGGGACUACCAUGAGAAUAUUGACUUUUUAAUGAUGGGUUAUGUUGUUCAGGGCAUUUAAAUUCAUCUAAGUCAUUUAGCAUAUAACUUAUAACACUGAUUAAUCAGAAGUUGUGGAUAUUGUGAUAAACUGUGUUACAUGGUAAAAUUACUUAAAACCAAGGCAGAUAACUGAGAAUAUGCCGGAUCAUAGUCUAGAUGUUUAUUACAAUAUACUCAAGAGACACAUUAAUUAACAAUGGGGAUGUUAUUCAAACAUAAGUGAAUGCAGUAAUUGAGUUUUGCUUUUUCUACAUGUUUACAUUGAGAAUACAUGUCCUGUGUGUCAACAUAUUAUGUACAGUUGAUUAUCUAUACUCUGAAGGAAUUUAAGGAAGACUGUUUGGCCAGUUGUUAUUUAAAGUAGUUUGUACAAAGCAAUGAGGUGAGGCUUAUCUUGGAAAUGUCUUAAAUAGUACAAUGCAGUGUGCAGCAGCAGAAAACUAUAAAUAACUGAACCCCUCCAGAAAAGCAGUUUGACCCCUACCCCCACCCCCAACCCUCCACACACACUCACUCCCCUCCUUAUUAUGGCUAGUGGUGGAUCUGGCAAGUCAGCUAGCGAGGGAUCAUCCAGCACACCCAGUGGCAGUUUGCAGCAGAGGAAGCGUCUCUCCUCCAUCUGUGACACAUGUAAGGGCAAGAUGCAGCUAGUGGCUGACCUCCUCCUGCUGUCCAGUGAGACCAGGCCGGUCAUGACCUCUGAAGGUGUGGCGGUGGCCGACACCUUCGACCAAUGCCGCGACACGGUCAUCGCCAGGACUAAAGAACUCUCCAUUCUCACCCACGACAUCCAGAGCCAGCUCAACAUGGGCCGCUUCACUGAGGUGGGGGACCGUCUCUUGGAGAUGGCUGACCUUGUGGUGUCUUUGACUGAGUGCUCAACCCAUGCCGCUUACUUGGCAGCUGUGGAGACAACUGGCUCCCAGCCCUGCCUGACAGGUUUGGUGGACCGAUACAAGGUGACCCGCUGCAGGCACGAGGUGGAGCAGAGCUGCGGCGUCCUCCGAAUCACACCCCUGCCAGACCUCACCCCCCAGCUCCUCCUCGAGCUCUCUCAAAACAUCUCCACAAACCUCAAGACUCUGACGGACAUCUCGUCGCUGGCCAGUGAGAGGUCCAGGGACCGCUUUGCAAAAGAGCAGUUCAAACUGAGCGUCAAGAGCAUGAGCACGAGCGGCACAGCCUUCCUAGCAUGUGUUAAAGAGGUGAAAACCCAGCCCAGUGAACUGACCAGGAACCGCUGUGUCCUUUUUAGUGCCGCCCUGGUCCAGGCUGUCAGCGCCCUGGUUGGGUUCGCCACAGAGCCUCAGUUCCUGGGAAGAGCUGCGAGUAUCUCCACUGAAGGGAAGGGGGUACAGACUGCAGUUUUAGGGGGUGCCAUGAGUGUGGUUUCAGCCUGUGUUCUCCUCACUCAGGGCCUCAGGGACGUUGCCCAGCAUCCCGAGAGCAGCUCCAAAAUGGCAGACUACCGGGAGCGUCUGCGUAACUCGGCGUGUGCUGUGUCAGAUGGCUGCACACUGCUCACUCAGGCACUCAGAGAACGCUCCUCUCCGAGGACUCUGCCGCCAGUCAACUCUCAUUCUGUGAAUUAGUUUAGGAAGAGGCAACAUGAUCUCCAGUCCCCUCUGUCCUAUUCUGAUGUACCAAAGAGACUCAUUUGGGUUGUCCCUGUUCAUCAGGUUUAGAGUCAAGAGUAACAUCAGAAGAAGGCUGUCUGUGGGUCUGUCCAUGUGGUUGAGGUGGGUUAGUCUGCAAAGGAGCAGUAAACAACUGCUACAGGGUUUUGUGUCACGCUGGAUGUGACUCAAACCUUGUUAGAAAUGGACCACUUGACCAAUCCAAGCCUGACCCAGCCUUACCUGACAGUGCACUCUCACCAACAGACAGCAGCCUUCAAACCUGAAAAGUUUACCUCAGUUUUCAACUCUGGUGAAAACACCCGCCUUGAUGAUGGAUGUAGCCUCGCUGUGUGAACCUAUGGUUGGCUGAUCUGCUCAAUUACAUGUGCUUUGUGAGAUUGGAAAGAGUGAUCUGAGUGUCUCAGUGGUUGUUUUUUGUUUUUGUUUUGUUUUUUGUUUUUUUUUCCAACAUGUGUGAAUUCUUAAUUGGUAAAAAAGCUGCUGUGAGUGUGUGCCAUAGGUUUUACACUAUUUACCAGACUUCGCAUAGUAUUUUAAAGUGUUUUGAUCAUGCAUGUAAUGGAGUAUUUAUUUCAACUAUUAAAAAUGUUGUUUCUGAGAUGAUGUUGUAAUAACGUGCUUUGAAAAGCCAAAUUGAUUUAAAGGAUCUAUUCAUCCCAAAUAAGAAAAGAACAUUCUUUGUUACCCCUCGUGGUAUCUGGCCACGAUGAUUGUUUACUUUCAUUGGUCUAGGUUUUGAGAUAUCUGUCUCUGAGAAUUCUGCUUCCUUCCCAAUAUAAUGGAGGUAAAUGAACUGACAAGAGACACUGAAAAUACCACUUUUUUAAUAAGGCAUCCUGUGUAAAUCGGUAUAAAUGGUUUUAUAAGAUGACUUUAUUGAUGACUUUAUUAAUGGUUAAUAAAACAAAGCUUUGUAGAUGACUUACAAGCUGUUAAUAAGAAAGACUUUGACAGGUUUUGAAACAUCCUGUUAGUCCUCUAAGUGAUCAAGUAGUCUAUAGACUGGAUUUUUUUUACAAAAACCCUAACAUUGCUAUUUAUAACUUAUAAGUAAUGUAUAAAGCAUGAAUAAGUGAUGUAUUUACCAUCAAUAAAAUCUUAAGUUCCAAAUUAUAAACCUUUUAUACAGCAUGCCUCAUCAGGAAGUGAUACCAAAAAUGAAUCAACGAAAAGUCUUUAAAUAAUAAUACACAACUUCU